Molecule: messenger RNA, 5117 nt
Organism: Chilo suppressalis (striped riceborer)
Lineage: Eukaryota; Metazoa; Arthropoda; Insecta; Lepidoptera; Crambidae
Source: the annotation of a GenBank genome assembly
CACGAAUCGAGACGCAUUUGCUCUCUGUUGCCGGACGACAUUCAGGCUGCGAGGCUGCGACAACAUUCACAAUCCUGCUGCAUAUUGCGACAGACGGCAAUGCGGCCUGCCGUGUAUGGGCGCAUUAAGCUGGAUUUAUAAUUGUCCGUCGUGUUGUAUCGUGUGUACGUUCCGCUGUCCCGCAUGCUGGAUCCAGUAAAGCAAUAAGGAUAGUGCUUACAGGACUUGAUUCCAAUUGGUUGACUUGGCACCGUCUUUAAUCUCUGGUUGGCACUGGCAAACAUAGAGUGAGUACUUUAUUUUCCGAAUCAGCCGCGCGAGCCGAAUCUGUGCAUCUGUGCAUUAUGCUCGCAAAUGACAGUAGUCCUAUGUUAUUUUUUGAUAAAUUUAUUAAGAAAAUCGGUGAUUUAUAUAGAAAUAGUGCUGUUUUUAAUUUGACACGAAUACUAAAUGACUUAAUAUCAAAUAACAACAACAAUAUACCUCUUACAUCCUACUUAUUACCUACAUUCAUUGGUGUUUGAAGAUAACCCUAUAUCACAGGUCAGCAGUGCUUAUAUAUAAAAGAUUUUGUCAUGGCAGCAACAGUUACUAAAGCAGUUGGUGUAACUAAGGAUGUUUUGCCACUGUACUACAGAAUUUUAUCAAAAUUUCCCCAAAACCUGGCAUUUUGCUUCGCAUACGGAUCCGCCGUCAAACCCCAACUAAGCAAUCAAAAGAAACAAAACAUGAUUGACCUGAUUUACUGUGUAGAAAACUCUCAUAGAUGGCACGGGGCGAACAUAGAAAUGAAUCCCUCACAUUACUCAGCACUUCGAUUCCUGGGAAAAGGCUUCAUUGCACAGUUUCAAGAGAAAUGGGGUGCUAGAGUGUAUUUCAACACCCUCGUCGAAAUGAAAGACGAAAAUGUUACAAUCAAGUAUGGUGUUGUCUCACAAAAGGAUUUAAUUGCAGAUUUGCUUGACUGGAAUGAUUUAUAUUUAGCAGGACGGCUUCAUAAACCAGUAGAAAUCAUUAAACAGACAACUAGUUCUCAUUUGCAAAAUGCUUUACAAACUAAUUUAAAAUCUGCUGUUCAUGCAGCACUUUUGAUGUUGCCAGAGUCAUUCUCUGAAUAUGAUUUUUACUUUACCAUUUCCAACCUUAGUUAUGCUGGUGACUUUAGAAUGACUUUUGGAGAAAAUAAAAACAAAGUUAGGAACAUUGUACAACCACAACUUUCAAACUUCCGUGAUUUGUAUGCACCCAUUCUACAACAAUUUCAUAUGUAUGUUGAUAUUCCCACGGGAGACUCCCAGUGCCAUCAAGAUGUACAUCCUGAAACGAAACUCCAUCACCUAAUGCAAUUGCCCAUCAUCCCACAACAGAGAAUAGUAAAAUUUUGGAAUCAUGGAGGGUUGCAACAAGACAUGGAAGAUGUACUCAGAGCUCUUGCUUAUGACAUAGACUGUGCUGUCAUUUUAAGUCAAAUACUGAAAGAUUUAGUAUGGCAAUCUAGUGUAAGACAAUCACUAAAAGGAAUCCUCACAGCAGGAUUUUUGAAAUCAAUUCGUUACAGUUUUAAGAAAAUAUCGAAAAUGUUCUAAAUUUUAAUUUUGUAUUUAGUGUAAAAUAAAAAGUUAUAAUAUGUAUAUAUAUUAUAUAGUUAUAAUUCUUACAGUAAAUGUACAAAAUAAAGUUAGUAUUACAAUCAAUAUUCUUUUUGAUUCAAGAAUUUAAAUCCUCUCUUUUUGUUUUUAGGUGUGAAAAUGUUAUCUGAUGAAUCCAGCAGUGAUUCUGAGACUGGUAGAUUUAAAUGCAGAACAAAGACUCAAGAUGAUCAAUCUAAAAGCAAUAGGAAAGAAGAACAUUUUCGAUCAUCUGCUAGAAGUAGACCUGAUAGUGACAGGUUUCGUAGAGAAUUAGAAAAACCUAGUAGAGAUGAUAAAGAUAGGCAUGAUAGAUAUCCAAGAGAUAGAAAUAGAUUUUCAAGACAUUCACCUCCUAGAAGGCGUUCAAGAGAGAGAAGCUCUGGCCGCAGGUCACAUGAGCAUCAUAGGCACAGUAGGAAUAUAAGAGAAGGCAGUAAACCUAGCAGGAGAAGCACUAGCAAGGAUAGAAAAAGAGAUUCUAGAUCCAGAUCUCACAGAUCACCAGAACAUAAAAAAGAUUUAAGAAAAGAAAUAAAACAUAACAUUUCUCGAGAAAAAAGUGAAGAAAAGUCUUCAACAAGACCAAGAGAGAAAGUCACUGCAUUGCCUGAUCAGAGAGGGAAACGAUCUGAAAUUUAUAUAUCACCACCAAUGAAAGUAAACAAAAGCAAAAGUACGAGUCCAAUUGUUGUAGAACGGCAUAGUGACUCAUCAGAAGAAGUUCAACCAGGAUCUUACUACAGUAUGAUACCUGCUGUUAUCAAAGAUAAGUCUGAAGAGUCCAGUGAAAUAGACUCUUCUGAUGAUGAAAAACUUAGAGCGAAACUUUUAAACUUAGAAAAAGAGCUUCAUAAAACCAAAAAGAAAAAGCAUAAGAGGAAACACAAAAAGAAGCAUUCAAGAUCAAAGGACAGAGAACCAGAUCCCCCUACUGUUGUUGUAGAAGUUAGUAGCACUACGGAUAUACAAGACAAUGUGAAUAAUGAAGAACCCAGUCAACCUGAUGUUGUAGAAGUUUCUUCAACACAGAAGAGUGUUCAAAAAGAAAGUGGAGAAGAAGGCGAGAUAAUAAGUGAUGAUGACUCACAGAGCCAAUAUGAGAUUGACCCCAAUGAUUUAAGACACAAGUUGAAACGUUCAAUAGCCAAGCCUCAAAUCAAAACGGUAACUUGUGGUCCUACUUUACCACCAAACCUAGAAAAACACAAAAGUAGAAAAUCGCCUGUGAUUGAAGGACCUGCACUACCACCUCAUUUGCAGAAGAAACCAAAACACAUAGGACCUGCCAUACCAGAUAAUAUACGAAAAGUCUUAUCCGAAAAUGUCAGCACAUAUGAAAGUCCUGAUGAGGAUGAUGGUAUUGGUCCACUACCUGCUGGAUCUGAGGAGAAGUGGUCAGAGGCACAUCAACGGCUAGAAGAACGAGCUCUAGAUAUGAAAAUUAGAAAAUUAGAUGGGCAUUCACUGCAUAAGGCCGAUGUGAAAUCUCGCGAGGAAUGGAUGCUGAAACUUCCUGAGGGCAAAGCCAAAUAUUUGGGAUUAGAAGCACGAAGUUUUAGGGCUAAAGAAGGACCAGACAUGUCUGAUAGGUCGAGUUGGACAGACACUCCUGAAGAGAAGGCCCGUAAAUUAGCUGGUAUUGAAAAGGAGGAAGAUAUGGAUGCAGCUUUGCGCAACGAUGCACGAGCAAGACAAAUUGCGAAUAGAGAUGACGAACAAGAAGAUGCAAUCAGGAAACACAAGAAAAAGCACAGAAGGGAUGAGAGCUUAUUGGAAAUGCACGAAAGAAAACUGAAGAAAAAGAAAAAGAAAGAAGAAAAGGACGAAGACAAGAAGGAGCGUCGACCAUUCAGUCGUGACGUGGACCUUCAAGUGAACCGUUUUGACGAGGCUCAAAAGAGGUCGAUCAUUAAGAAGGCACAAGGCCUUGACACGAGAUUCUCGCGGGGUGAAGCGAAAUACCUAUGAUUUUAUACUUUAUAUUACUGUGAACGAGUUGGUCCUCGAGCCCUUUCAGUGAACUUAAUAGCCAUACUGUGCAAUCCCCCCAGUCUAUAAGAAUUUCCAAUGUGAGUACCUUAUCGAAGGCGACGUUACUUUGUCUAUUUCGUGGAAAAUAUUUGCAUCGCUGUUGGUCAAUGACAUAGCAUGACGGAUUUAUUGAAUAAUCAAUAAUAAUAAUAUACCCACGUUUGAAAUGUUUUUAUUUUAACUUUAUGAUGUUACACAAAAGUCAAGGUCAGUGCACAUAUAUCACAUCUUAUCGGAUUUGCAUUUGUUCUGUUUCAAUUAAAUUCGAUAGAGUGUUGUAUAAUAAACCAAAAUAUACUAUUUUGGUAUGGUAAUAGUAUAUUUUGGUUUAUUAUUAUUGGUAAAGGUAAAAAUAAUCUGUAAUUCUGAACCUGAUCUCGAAUAAAUACUUACUUGUGUAAAAAGUCUAAUUAUUUAAGAAAGUCUUAUGUAAAAUAUAUACAACGCAUUAUUCAAAUUGGAAGCAUCAUAACCAUUAAGCGAUAUUUGUUUAAUGAUGAAUAUACCUAGUUUUUAAAUAAGACUCUCUUAAAUAAGUAGACAAUGGUAUAAUUCAUAGGAUGGUAAUUUUAUUCCUAAGCGUAUUUCACUAUAUUAGACAAGGUAUAAGGCGUGCAUAUUUUUCAUUCAUACGUAACUUUUUUGAAAGUCGCUGCAGUAUUUGAAAAAUAUGUGUGUACGUUUUAAAAUUUUUAAAACCAAUUUUUGUAGAGCAUAUCAGCGUGACAUUAUUUUUAUGCAUCGCUUAAAACAACAAAAAUGUCAAAAAGCGUAAUAAUUGAAAAAUAAUUUUCCGAUGCCAAGAAACUAAAAUGUUGAUUUCCCAAUAAUCUCCCUUGUUUCGUGUUUUUUACGUUUGUAAAGCAUCAACGCAAUAAUAAUUCAUUACCGUUUAAGAAAUCAGAACUGUAUUUUUCAAUACUGUGUGUCGGUUGAUCUCAAACUAAUUUUCGACCCAAAUUGGCUUCGAUAGAGCAGCUUAUGCGAGCCUCAUAAUUUGAAUUCAUUUGAGGGAAAUUGUUAAAAUAUUAAGUACUAAUUUUAACAACUACUAUCUGGUAUUAUACUGCAGUGCGCUUGAUAAACAAUAAUGUUUUAACCUAAAUGGACACACAGUAUAAGUGUCUCCUAUUUUUAAAUAUUGGAUAAGGCUUAAGUAACUUUUAAUUUUUCAUGAAUUUAUGACGUUAGUUUUUAUUAUCUGUUUAGUUAAACUGAAAUUGAAGAAUUACGUUAAAUUAUAAAAUGUAAGUUAAGUACAAUAAUGAAUUGAUGAUUUUCUGGUGAUGAUUUUAUUUACUUAUCUGUAACUACCGCCCGUCUAUGUAAACUCAAUACGGUAAUGAAUUAUGCGACACAUAUUUUUACAACAAUAUUUGUACAGAUUGUAUACUUACAUACCAACCGUUUGAAAUUUAUAGUGUAGCCUGUGUAAAUAAACUUGAUUUGAUGUAU